UCGCUCCCGUUCAAGUUUUUCGAAGAGGCGUUUCCCCCGACAUGCCAAGACAGCAUCCUGACGGAGGCGCACCAACAAGUACGUCAACUUCUGUGCCGACGAGACCAACCCUUCCCCGCUUCAGCAGCCCCGGCAUCGAAAGAAGAAGACCAGGACGGGGUUGUCGUACGUGCCUUCGGAGGACCGUCCUGACGGAUCCAAAGUCUCACCGGAAGCACCUGAACGGAGUGAUGGGCAUCCUUAUCUCUGCGGGGAUCACCCAGAAGCGUAGGCUGACGGACCACUUGGGAGUAGGGGACCACGACAACUACCCUCUUGUCCGAAAGUGCAUGCCUCGCGACCUCUUCACGCUCUUCUACUGCCGGUACUUCCACAUGGCUCCAGUCAUCGAGGCUCUCUCCAAGAAGCAUCCAGAGUACGAUUCCAAGCAUCACAUCAGAGCACUCGAAGACGCACUGAACACAUGCUGGAGCUCUCUGGUGGAGCUUGGAGGGUGGGUGUCGUAUGACGAGCAGAUGGUGAAGAGCACGGCGAGAGCUAUGCACGGGCUGAUGAGAUUCAACCCUCAGAAGCCCAUCAAACACGAGCACUCGAAGACGCACUGA
This is a messenger RNA of Ectocarpus sp. CCAP 1310/34, 605 nucleotides long. NCBI's taxonomy places the organism in Eukaryota, Phaeophyceae, Ectocarpales, Ectocarpaceae. The record is from the annotation of a GenBank genome assembly.